AUGCGUUUAGGAGUAAGUUCUACGCCCACAAAAGGUACGCGAACCAAGUUCGCUAAGUCGGAGAUCCUCUUACGAGAGGUCUACGCACGCGUGUUCAUAGGAACGACUCCGGAUCAGUGGCUUGUCUUCUGUUCCAUGCGUUUAGGAGUAAGUUCUACGCCCACAAAAGGUACGCGAACCAAGUUCGCAAAGUCGGAGAUCCUCUUACGGGAGGUCUACGCACGCGUGUUCAUAGGAACUACUCCGGAUCAGUGGCUUGUCUACUGUUCCAUGCGUUUAGGAGUAAGUUCUACGCCCACAAAAGGUACGCGAACCAAGUUCGCUAAGUCGGAGAUCCUCUUACGAGAGGUCUACGCACGCGUGUUCAUAGGAACGACUCCGGAUCAGUGGCUUGUCUUCUGUUCCAUGCGUUUAGGAGUAAGUUCUACGCCCACAAAAGGUACGCGAACCAAGUUCGCUAAGUCGGAGAUCCUCUUACGAGAGGUCUACGCACGCGUGUUCAUAGGAACGACUCCGGAUCAGUGGCUUGUCUUCUGUUCCAUGCGUUUAGGAGUAAGUUCUACGCGCACAAAAGAUACGCGAACCGAGUUCGCAAAGUCGGAGAUCCUCUUACGAGAGGUCUACGCACGCGUGUUCAUAGGAACGACUCCGGAUCAGUGGCUUGUCUUCUGUUCCAUGCGUUUAGGAGUAAGUUCUACGCGCACAAAAGGUACGCGAACCAAGUUCGCUAAGUCGGAGAUCCUCUUACGAGAGGUCUACGCACGCGUGUUCAUAGGAACGACUCCGGAUCAGUGGCUUGUCUUCUGUUCCAUGCGUUUAGGAGUAAGUUCUACGCCCACAAAAGGUACGCGAACCAAGUUCGCUAAGAACGACUCCGGAUCAGUGGCUUGUCUUCUGUUCCAUGCGUUUAGGAGUAAGUUCUACGCGCACAAAAGAUACGCGAACCGAGUUCGCAAAGUCGGAGAUCCUCUUACGGGAGGUCUACGCACGCGUGUCCAUAGGAACGACUCUGGAUCAGUGGCUAGUCUACUGUUUCAUGCGUUUAGGAGUAAGUUCUACGCCCACAAAAGAUACGCGAACCAAGUUCGCAAAGUCGGAGAUCCUCUUACGGGAGGUCUACGCACGCGUGUUCAUAGGAACGACUCCGGAUCAGUGGCUUGUCUUCUGUUCCAUGCGUUUAGGAGUAAGUUCUACGCGCACAAAAGAUACGCGAACCGAGUUCGCAAAGUCGGAGAUCCUCUUACGGGAGGUCUACGCACGCGUGUUCAUAGGAACUACUCCGGAUCAGUGGCUUGUCUACUGUUCCAUGCGUUUAGGAAUCUGACACUUGAAACUGGAAAACCGUGGAUAUGCCUAAUGAUGCAAACAAAGACUAUCGCCACUGAAAUGGACACGGAUUAUCUACCCGAUCCAUCCUCACCAUUUCAAUUAUUUCUGGCAGCUUCCAGAUCGGAAGACCCUUCAUUUUCCUUGAAAAAUCUCAAAGAUUCGAUGAGAAGAAGACAACAAUAUGGAGAAGUUACAGUUGGUAAAAUCCAAGAACAUAUGCACAUGGAACAGUGGGUUGAGAUGGAAAAACGAAAUGCGGAGACAGAACUACGGUGGUAUAAAUCAGCGCAUGACUGUUCGAUGAGCACUAAAAUUGCCUAUCUAUCCGCCUGUAUCAUAUUCGGAGCCAUUAGUUGUCAGUUGGCUUACAAUUUAUAUAUUGGCCCGGAGUUAUCAGAUGAAUUAGGAGCUGUGUUAUUUUUCAUCAUAUAUUUACCGCUUUUUGCCAAUUUAUUUUCGACCAUGAAAGCACCCAUCCAGGGUUUUGACCCACUGUACAACAGGUAUUGCAAUUCGAUGAAUGUGUCACAGCUGGAACAACGUCAACUUGAACUCAUAGAUCGCUACCUGAAUGAAGUAUUACCGAUGAAAGCGGAAAUUCCAGCUACCCGUUAUCGACAUGACGUUUUGGCAAUGAUCAUUGCUGGAGAAUGGAUCUUUUAUGCUUCGUUCCGCUUUUGCUAUUCAAUUUUUCAUCUGUCAUACAAUUGGUCCAACGAGAAGAUUCGAAGAUUUGACAUUAUAGACGCUGGAAUCUCUGGAGUCGUGUUUUUGUCUCUCAGUGGGUGGCUCAUCGACUUUUUGAAUUCUUGGCACUUUGCCAAACAAACAAAGAUGAAAUUGAAAACUUUUAUUGACUGUUGA
Molecule: messenger RNA, 2193 nt
Organism: Caenorhabditis remanei
Lineage: Eukaryota; Metazoa; Nematoda; Chromadorea; Rhabditida; Rhabditidae
Exons: 7
Coding region: 1-2193 (730 amino acids)
Source: RefSeq, a predicted model, not a curated record